AUGGUGAAUGGAGAAAAGCGUAAAGGGCAAGUCAGGACUGUAAAUUGGUUGUUGGGCAAAGUUAGGAUUCUCACACAUCUUGCUGAAUAAGCUCCACCUUGCAGUAACGUAUCACUGGGAACAUUGUGAAAGAGCAACUAAAUAUCAAUGGAUCGAAUUCAGAAAGGUUGUGAAAAUGCCAAUGUUAACAAUUAUAUUACCCACUUCUGCUCCUCCUCCUCCUCCAUCGAUCUGUGCACAAAUGACGCAUUGCCGAUGAAUUGUGCAGGUGUACUUCGUGGAGGUGUACUUGGCUAUCCGGUGGAAAGCCAGCCACAUCAAUCACCCAGUCUACAGAGAGAUGAUCAGAAGAGUUUCACAACAACCAUCUGCUGCGUCAACAAAGAAACCGAAACGAACAUCAUUAGAAAAAAGAAGCAGAAGACUACAAUGAGGACCGUCAUUAAGCAAGGGAAUUCGAAUAAGAAGCGUUACAGAGGCGUGAGACAGAGGCCCUGGGGUAAAUGGGCUGCAGAAAUCAGGGACCCAAAUAAGGCAGUUCGGGUUUGGCUCGGGACUUUCUCCACAGCAGAAGAUGCAGCCAAAGCUUACGACGAUGCUGCUCUUAAAUUCAGGGGUAGAAGAGCCAAAUUAAACUUUCCACAGACAGCCUCCCUUUCCCACCAUAAGAAUAACAAUAAUGCUAGUGUGAAAUCAAGUCAUAAAGAUGUUUCCAUUGCUUGUAGCAUGAAGAUUCCAGCCGCACCCUCAAUAUUAACAGAUUUCUCUUUCACACCCACUUAUGAAAUGCAAAGCACAGGUGCAAUUCGACAGGCAGCCGCUUUUCCUGACUUGGUUUCCUCCUCACCAUCUUUAUCUCCAAUGUGUUGUGAGAAUAUGCAAAUGGUACAUAGAGGUAUAAUGGAUUGUUAUCUUCCUUACGAUGAAACUCGGCGCUAUACUGGAUUUACAAGGCAGCAGCAACACCAGUUGGUUGCAUGGUUCAGCAAAUAGAUCAUAUCCAUAUCCAGUUAAGGAAAUGGAUAUGAAAAUUAGUAACAGCAAUAAAUACUUCUUAAGCAGUUUUUGGUCAGGUCACAUCUUAUCAGUAUGUAAUAGAAACAGAUAUGAACAUCUUAUCAGAUGCUUCUUCAGUGAAACCAAACAUGGAUAAUACAUAAUAAAUAUUACAGGGUAAUCAAUCAAAUUUAUAGGAAAACCCAUAAUUAUAAAUAUUGGAUUAGCUACAACAUUUAUGGUUGAUAGGUGAGAGAGCAUGGUCAGAACGUGGGGCGGCUGAAGACGGCGUUGGGCGGCUAAAGACUGCGCUUGGUCGGCUUGUCUGUGCCGACUGAUUUCAUAGAUAAUUAAUUUAUCUUUUUCUAAGAUUAAGCGAUUUUUUGUCCAGCGUUUUAACCGUAUUGGAGAGCAAGAGUUGCACAAUAUUCACUCUAAUUCACUCAUAAUUGCAGAAGUAAGAAGCGGGACUUUGCUCAUUGUUAUUAUUAUUAUUGUUUAUAUCGUUUUCUAAAACUACUCA
Molecule: messenger RNA, 1519 nt
Organism: Cryptomeria japonica (Japanese cedar)
Lineage: Eukaryota; Viridiplantae; Streptophyta; Pinopsida; Cupressales; Cupressaceae
Product: ethylene-responsive transcription factor ERF109
Exons: 2
Coding region: 148-993 (281 amino acids)
Biological process (GO): regulation of DNA-templated transcription; ethylene-activated signaling pathway
Molecular function (GO): DNA-binding transcription factor activity; DNA binding
Source: RefSeq, a predicted model, not a curated record